UUGCAACAUCUGCACAUGCGUCUUACUCAUCACGGGUUAAAGGUCACAUACUCCAGAAGACCGAAGCAAGAUGGGUUUGUUUGGGAAGUCUCAGGGCAAAGACCCCAAAGAACAGGUGAGAGAAUGGACCAGUCAGUUGAGGAAACAGGACCGGGUUUUGGACAGACAGAUCAGAGGGAUUCAGAGGGAGGAGGAGAAGGUGAAACGGUCCCUGAAGGAAGCGGCUAAGAAGGGUGACAAGGACACGUGCCGCAUCCUGGCGAGGGAGAUGGUGCGAUCGAGGAAGGCCGUCAGUAAGAUCUACACGUCCAAGGCACAGAUCAACUCUGUCUCCAUGGGCAUGAAGAACCAACUGGGUGUUCUGAAGGUGGCAGGUGCGAUGGAGAAGAGCACGGAGGUGAUGAAGUACAUGCAGAACCUCGUCAAGGUGCCUGAGAUCCAGGCUACCAUGAGGGAGAUGUCCAAGGAGAUGAUGAAGGCAGGCAUUAUUGAGGAGAUGUUGGACGACACGUUUGAGACGUUGGAGGAUGAUGAGGAGCUGGAGGAGGAGACGGAAGCGGAGGUGGAGAAGAUCCUGUUCGAGCUCACAGCAGGAGCGUUGGGCCAGGCCCCGAGCAAGGUGACUGAUGAGUUGCCGGGAGACGAGGUUUUGGAGGGAGCGGUGGGAGGAGUGGAGUCAGAGGAGGAGGAGGACAUCUCAGCCAUGCAGUCCAGGUUAGCUGCACUUCGCAGCUAAUCUGCUAGGGGGCAGCACUGCUCCACGAACGUGCCCUGAGUCGCACGUCGGCAGAACGUACUGUGCCUGGGGGGAAACCUGUAUUUUCCUUGGAUUUUUGUUUACGCUGCAUCAGAAUUUUGCCUGUUGCAUGCAAUAUUUUUUUCGACAUAACAUUUGGAAACUACAGA
This is a messenger RNA of Branchiostoma belcheri (Belcher's lancelet), 906 nucleotides long. RefSeq names its product charged multivesicular body protein 3-like. Gene Ontology annotation, biological process: late endosome to vacuole transport; endosome transport via multivesicular body sorting pathway; protein transport. NCBI's taxonomy places the organism in Eukaryota, Metazoa, Chordata, Leptocardii, Amphioxiformes, Branchiostomatidae. The record is from RefSeq and is a predicted model, not a curated record. Gene Ontology annotation, cellular component: ESCRT III complex; multivesicular body. The transcript has 6 exons. The coding region runs from base 71 to 736 and encodes 221 amino acids.